AAACGACCCGCGAUGGGCUCAUAGCAUCAUACCAAAUCAGACAAGGACCCUUCUUCUCCGUGGGACUCCAAAAAUUUACAGUUAAAAAAGCCCUCUUCUCUAUUUGUUUUGUGAUAAUCUGUAAUUCAGAAAUCAGAAACCCUAAUAAUUUUCUUUGUCUAUAAAUGUUAUUGAAUCCCUGUGAUUAAUUAUUGAAUUCAAAUUCAUAGAGAGAUGGAUAUCGAACAAAAGCAAGCUGAGCACAUCGAAUUCUUUGUGAAACAAGCAUCAGCACUCAAGGGUUCUGCCCUUACCAGUGUUAUUGUUGAAGCCACUUCGCAUCCAUCACUCUUCGCUUUUUCAGAGAUUCUUUCUGUUCCCAGCGUUCUUGAGCUUGAAGGAACUGAGAAUUCAGUAUACCUUGAUUUGCUUCGUUUGUUUGCUCAUGGGACGUGGAGUGACUACAAAAGUAUUGCUGGCCGUCUUCCUCAGUUGGUGUCUGCCCAAGCUCUCAAGUUGAAGCAACUUACUGUGCUUACGCUAGCUGAUACAAGCAAGGUGCUUCCAUAUGAUCAACUUAUGCAGGAGUUGGAUGUCACAAAUGUGCGUGAACUUGAAGAUUUUCUCAUAAAUGAGUGCAUGUAUGUGGGCAUAGUUAGGGGAAAGCUGGACCAGUUGAAAAGAUGCUUUGAGGUACAAUUCGCUGCAGGGAGAGAUCUCAGACCUGGUCAAUUGGGGAAUAUGCUACAGACAUUAACUGACUGGUUGACUACUUCAGACAAUCUUCUUGUCUCAAUUCAAGAGAAAAUCAAAUGGGCAGAUACAAUGAGUGAAUCGGACAGGAAGCACCGGAAGGAAGUUGAAGAAAGGGUUGAUGAGGUGAAGAAGUCACUCUCUUUGAAGAAGCUACAAACUGUAAGCAGGCCGACGUUGACUUCAGAGGGCAUGAGGAGAUCUACUCUGAAUCUGGUGGAGUGAUGGAUUAUGAGGAAGACCGAGGCCGACCGAAGAGGAGACGACACCCUAUUGGUUAAGGUGAUGGAGUAGGGGCAAUGUUAGGAAGAAUUAGAGGGGCUGCUGGCCAGUUUUUUUGUUGUUGAUGGCAUUCCGACCAUAGAUGCUUUCCCUUUUAAAGUUUGCCGUGCUGUGAAUGGACUCAAAAGUAUCCGAUAGCCAUAUUUUGCACUUAACUCCAUUAUUUCCAUCUUGUUUGCCUUUUUUGAGUUGGAAAGAUUUUAAUAUGACGAUGAUGAGUAGGCUGAAACUUGUGGAGCUGAUUCAUUUUACAUUCAUAUAAGUCUAUAUGCUUUCGUUUUGAGUGA
This is a messenger RNA of Solanum tuberosum (potato), 1301 nucleotides long. Its product is annotated as COP9 signalosome complex subunit 7. The transcript has 9 exons. Bases 214 to 957 code for a protein of 247 amino acids. Gene Ontology annotation, cellular component: COP9 signalosome. The record is from RefSeq and is a predicted model, not a curated record. NCBI's taxonomy places the organism in Eukaryota, Viridiplantae, Streptophyta, Magnoliopsida, Solanales, Solanaceae.